Messenger RNA from Symbiodinium necroappetens, 705 nucleotides. The record is from the annotation of a GenBank genome assembly. Lineage: Eukaryota; Dinophyceae; Suessiales; Symbiodiniaceae.
AUGGGGAGCGCGAAGCCAGAAGCCUUCCAUGAUUGGAUCCCGAUCGCUUCGCUUCCCAAGGCCAAGCUUCUGGUUUUCGCGUGGCCGGCAGCAGCUGCCGUUGGCGCCGUGGACGCCGUGGCCAUGCACCUGCACACAGAAGGCCAAAGAGCCUUCGGCUUCACCAAAGUGCUCGAAGUCGUGCUGUUCACGAAUUUUCUGCUCACGCUGUUAAUGUAUCUGACGUCCUUGGUGGCAGUCCUGCGCACACCGUCACCGAGCGCCGUCGUGAGGCGCGCAUCCUUGCGUGCCUUGGCCUAUCCGUGUGGCUUCCUCAUCACUGCGUUUCCAGACUGGCUGCUCUACAUCCGGGUCAUCCCGGAGAACGUGUGGAGCGGCCGGCUGGCGAGCUUGGCCAUGUACAGCAACGGUUGGGUGAAUGCAGCCGUCUACGGCUGCCAGAAUCGUCAUCUAUGCCCCGGGAGCAGGCUGACAACGCCAGGGCUCGCUCUGCAGGGGCGGCGUGGCUCUUCGCCUUCUUCGCCCUUGCCUUUACUACCUUCCUUCCACGUCGGCUUCCGCGUGGGUGACUCCCGCUCCUUCUUACAAACGGUCUCUUCUGAAGAUCCUUGCGCGGAGGAGGAGACUGGAGCUGCAAAGGAGCCCGGCACGGCGGACUCUGCGGAGGCCGUGAGGGACCCGACGCUAUGCCAAAGAGCUGCAUGA